AUUAAUUACUUAAUUAAGUACUUUUUUUUUUCCUUCUUGUUAAUAUUUUUUUUUCUUUCAAGAAAAAUAAUGUGGGAUCUGAAUGGCUCACCUGAAUGGAAAAAAGAUGAUCAAGAUGAAGAAGAAACUUUAGGAUAUAAUAAUAAUAUUAAUAAUAAUAAAGGCAAACAAAUAGGCGAAGGAUCUAAUUCCAGCUCAUCAGUGAUGCUUAUUGAUCAAGACAACGAAUCCGAAGACUAUGAUGACGAAGAAAUUUAUGACCAACAGCAACAUAUGACCGGUGAUAGCAGGUUAUUUGGUUUUUCUAUGACCGGCAACGACUAUAACCCACCGGUUACACAUCAGUUUUUUCCGUUAGAAGAUAAUGGUUGUACUACUAGUGUUGGAGACAUGACGAUGACGUCAUCGUCGCCACAUAAUAUUAGUAUUAAUACUAGUGUUCCUGCUGCUGCUGCUAACUGGGUCGGUGUGAGACUCGCCACCGGUGGGGGUGGGUUUCCGGCCGGUGGAAAUAGGGUGGUGGUUAGUGGUGGUGGUGAGGUUGUUGUUGCACCGCAACCGCUAAAAAAGAGCCGGCGUGGACCCCGGUCUAGAAGCUCUCAAUAUCGUGGUGUUACCUUUUACAGGCGAACCGGCCGAUGGGAGUCCCACAUAUGGGAUUGUGGGAAACAGGUGUAUCUUGGUGGAUUUGACACGGCACAUGCAGCUGCACGGGCUUAUGAUAGGGCAGCAAUCAAGUUUAGGGGUGUGGAGGCUGACAUAAACUUUAGUCGUGAAGACUAUGAGGAGGACCUAAAACAGAUGAGCAAUUUAUCGAAGGAGGAGUUUGUUCAUGUGCUUCGAAGACAAAGCACAGGUUUUCCUCGUGGCAGCUCGAAAUAUCGAGGUGUCACAUUGCAUAAAUGUGGUCGAUGGGAAGCUCGAAUGGGCCAGUUCUUGGGCAAAAAGUAUGUGUAUCUGGGUCUUUUUGACACUGAAGUUGAAGCUGCCAGGGCUUAUGAUAAAGCUGCAAUUAAAUGCAAUGGGAAGGACGCCAUUACAAAUUUUGAUUCCAAGAUUUAUGAAAAUGAGCUCAACUCUAGUGAAUGUUCGAACAACAACAACAAUAAUACAUCGGGUCAUGAUCUUGAUUUGAGCUUAGGGGGAAGUUCAGCCUCAAAUAAGCCUCGAAACAUAGAAUUUGGAGACAAUCCGCUAAUUCCUACAAACCACCCCUCUAAUUCGAUCCAAUUUGGGUUUCGUGGACCAGUGGCAUCCGGGGCUGGUGGGGUUGAUGGAAGGAUAAGAGACGGGUAUAAUGAUAUUGAGACAUUCCAGCUUUUGAGCCAGACUCGCCUACAAUCUCCUACCGGAUCUUUUCCAAGCAACAAUGAAGCACAUGGAUACGGGCAUUUUAUGCAACCAACUGCCCCGUCUAUGUUUCAUGUGUUUAACCCGACUGUCAUGAACUCGGCAGGUCAUCAAAUGCAGUUUCCGAGCAGCACCACACUUGGGGGAGUAAGUAACCAAAGUACUCCCCACCAAAUAUAUGCAAAUAGUGCUGCAGCAUCAUCAGGAUUCCUACAGCAAAGAUUUCACAUGCGACAGCCUCCAUAAAACUCUCACACCAAUUGGCUAUAACGUACGUACAGUCAUUAACAAAUCAUAGCAGUCAGAACCUAUAUUGUCUGAUAAAAGAUGUUUUUGCCCCUGUGUUCUUUGACCAUGAACAUCAAUGUUUUUGUAAGUGUUGAAAAUGUAGCACAACUAAAGAUUCGGCUGGGUACUUUAGAAAGUUGACUUGCUUAGCAACUAAUGUUUGUGUAUGGCACAACUAAUUAAUUAAUUAUAUAUAUUUAGUCAUCAUC
Molecule: messenger RNA, 1847 nt
Organism: Erigeron canadensis
Lineage: Eukaryota; Viridiplantae; Streptophyta; Magnoliopsida; Asterales; Asteraceae
Product: floral homeotic protein APETALA 2-like
Exons: 10
Coding region: 70-1596 (508 amino acids)
Biological process (GO): regulation of DNA-templated transcription
Molecular function (GO): DNA-binding transcription factor activity; DNA binding
Source: RefSeq, a predicted model, not a curated record